AUGGAAAUUCAAAUCGAACUCGACGAAAGGAAGCCGUUCUAUACAAACGAAGACCGGGUUAUCGGCCAUGUCAUCCUCCGCAAUGAUACCGAGGUUGACAUCGCCACUAUAACAAUUAGUCUAUCCGGGCAGGCAAUAUCCAGGCUUGACUCGGGAAAAUUGACGGAAUCACACAAGCUCUUCCAACGAAAUGAGCAAAUAUUCCCGCCCAGCAAUUGCGUCGGUUGGUUGACAUCGGCGUCCGUUACAAUUCCCCCGGGAGAACACUCGUUUCCAUUUUGUAUCAUGUUUCCUCAGGUCUCAGAAUGCUACAAGGAUAGCACUAGAGAUGCCGCUCGCAAGCGGUCGGCAACCCUGGGAAUUUAUACACUCCCGAGGAGAUCAGAUAUUCUCUGGAUGCUACCAUCACAUGGAAUGGGCUCCUAUACAGAAGUCACGAAUCCGUUGAGUCUCCCUUCUCGGGUAGCUAUGGCCUGUACUAACAGUAUCAAACAGACCCGCACCAUAUCCUUUCAUCCGGUGUCUGCCAUCCCUAAGCCAUUACAGAGUGUAUCAGUCCGGAAAAUUGUGACUUGCAGUACGAAGGCAGCGGAGCUAUUACGUCCUCCACUAACUUACGAGGUCGAAGUCGAACUGGUGAAUGGUCCGUUUGUUUUGCUUGGACACCCAAUUGCGCUGGGUGUAAAAGUUAUCAACGUAAAUGACGAGAAACUCGACAUAUCACUACGCGACUUUCAGUCAAUGCUUAUCGAAACAACAGAUAUCCGAGCACAUGGUAUUAUACAGCGCGUUACUCGGUCAUGGAUUAUACAGACCAUGACAAACUUAAGUCAACCGUUUGUGACUGGCGGAGGGCCGACUGCCGGCUUCGUAAUGAGCCUGGACGAGGGGGUAUGGAGUAGACAUUCUGUACCACAUUGUCUGACCCCUACUUUUGAAACGUGCAAUGUGACCCGGAGCUUCAAGCUGGAGAUCAGGCUCGGCAUUGAAUUUGGUCGCUACAAUUCAAGGAUAUUGGAGUUUCUCUUCCCAGUCUGGCACGAAUUUCUUUUAUUAAGUCUAGGGAGUUAUAAUGAAUACCAGGCUGAGGUGCAUCUAGCCACCGUUUCUGAGAUUAUUGAAUCUCACUAA
Molecule: messenger RNA, 1131 nt
Organism: Aspergillus niger
Lineage: Eukaryota; Fungi; Ascomycota; Eurotiomycetes; Eurotiales; Aspergillaceae
Exons: 6
Coding region: 1-1131 (376 amino acids)
Biological process (GO): ubiquitin-dependent endocytosis
Cellular component (GO): cytosol; cytoplasm; plasma membrane
Molecular function (GO): ubiquitin protein ligase binding; protein-macromolecule adaptor activity
Source: RefSeq, a predicted model, not a curated record